UUUUGAAUUGCGUGCGCUGAGUUUUGUCCCUACGUGGCAUCCGUAUCAACUUGGUUAAGCCAAGAUGGCGGCCACCACCGUUGGAAACGAUCUUUUAGACAAUGAUCUUCCCACUGCUGUGCGUCUACUCAACAGUCUCACAGAACAGGUUGCUUCAGUAACAAGUCAUGUCCGGGACCUGAUAAAGAAAGUCAGAGAGAAAGCUUAUCAGACCUCAAAGGUUUUAGAGAAGAUGCGUCCACUAGAUCAAAAGCUGAAAUAUCAGAUUGAUAAAUUAGUGCGGACCGCAGUAACAGGCAGCCUUGCUGAGAAUGACCCUCUACACUUUCGCCCUAAUCCUCAGAAUCUGGUCAGCAAGCUGAGUGAAUCUGAGAACUCCGAUGAGGACGACAAUGGAGGAAACUCAAAGGGGCUAAAAGAUCCCUCAGCCAGCAGGAAAUACGUACCUCCUCGAAUUGCUCCAGUGCACUAUGACGGAGACAUGACAGAAGCAGACCGGCAGAAGGAGCAGAUCGAUAAACAGAAGAGAGCGGCACUCCGCAGCUCUGUGAUCCAGGAGCUCCGACAGCAAUACAGCGAUGCUCCUGAGGAGAUCAGAGACCGCAGAGACUUCCAGACCGAACGGGAAAGCCGAGAAGAACUCAACAGGUACAUGACAUGAACGUUUAUGGAAAUA
Messenger RNA from Sinocyclocheilus grahami, 676 nucleotides. RefSeq names its product neuroguidin-like. NCBI's taxonomy places the organism in Eukaryota, Metazoa, Chordata, Actinopteri, Cypriniformes, Cyprinidae. Gene Ontology annotation, biological process: maturation of SSU-rRNA from tricistronic rRNA transcript (SSU-rRNA, 5.8S rRNA, LSU-rRNA). Bases 65 to 661 code for a protein of 198 amino acids. The transcript has 7 exons. The record is from RefSeq and is a predicted model, not a curated record. Gene Ontology annotation, cellular component: small-subunit processome; nucleolus.